UCCCAGAAUAAACCAAUACAGAGAGGCUGUUGCUGCUGUAGGACUGGGACCCUCCCAGUUCUCCCAGUAUAAGGCAAGGGAGUGGAGAUCCCAUCUCAGCCCAGAGGCUUCCCUAGAUCCUCCCCCUGCGGAUGGAGGAGCCCCCGGCGAGGCGGCCCGGGGCCGUGGGCUGCCGGCGUUGCUUCUGGGAGUUCUGGAACUACGAGACCCCCAAAGUGAUCGUGGUGAAGAACCGCAACCUCGGCAUCAUGUACAGAGGGGUGCAGCUGCUGAUCCUGCUCUACUUCAUCUGGUACGUGUUCAUCAUCCAGAAGGGCUACCAGGAGAGCGAGACGGGCCCCGAGAGCUCUGUGGUCACCAAGGUCAAGGGCGUCGCCCGCUCGCACAACAGGGUCUGGGACGUGGAGGAGUACGUCAAACCUGCCGAGGGCGGCAGCGUGUUCAGCAUCCUCACCCGGGUGGAAGUCACCCACUCCCAGACUCUGGAGACCUGCCCCGAGAGCCUGGAGGUCCCUGACGCCGCCUGCAGCUCUGACAGCGACUGUGUGGCUGGGGAGAUGGACAUGCUGGGGAACGGAGAGAGGACGGGGCGCUGCGUCCCCUAUUACAGCGGGUCGGGGAAGACCUGCGAGGUCUCCGCCUGGUGUCCAGUGGAAGACGGACACACGGUCAGUGAGUCCCUGGGGAAGAUGGCCGCGCAGUUCACCGUCCUGAUCAAGAACAACAUCCACUUCCCCCGCUUCGGAUUCUCCAAAGGGAACGUGAAGGACGAUAAGAACGGCUACCUCAAAGACUGCACCUUCAACGAGACCACCGACCUGUACUGCCCCAUCUUCCGGCUGGGCUCCAUUGUGGAGCAGGCAGGAGAGAACUUCACCGUGCUGGCCGAACAGGGCGGCGUUAUUGGAGUGAUCAUAAACUGGAACUGUAACCUGGACCUGCCCGACUCUGCGUGCAACCCCAGCUAUUCCUUCCACAGGCUGGAUCCCAAGAGGAUUCAGGUGUCUUCUGGCUACAACUACAGGUUUGCCAAAUAUUACAACUGCAACGGGAUGAACACGCGGAGCCUGAUCAAGGCCUACGGGAUCCGCAUCGACGUUAUUGUGCAUGGCCAGGCAGGGAAGUUCAGCCUGAUCCCCACCAUCAUUAACCUGGCCACGGCGCUGACCUCAGUGGGAGCGGGCUCAUUCCUCUGCGACUGGAUCUUACUGACCUUCCUGAACAAGAAUGAGAUGUACAGCGCCCGGAAAUUCGAUCAGAUGGAGCCGCGUGGCACCUCGCAAGCCAGUGCCCAGAGACCAGGCCGGAUGGGCUCUCCCUGCCCUUGCUGGCUCUGGGCGUUCCUUGAGGGAGCCGGGCACAGCAGCCUGCCUGAUGAGCCACCCCACGGGCCUUCUCCUGGCUGUUCUCCAUGCCCUGUGCCCUGGGGUGGGGCCGUGCAGCGAGGCUUGGGCACUAACUGCCCCAUCUCUCCUCUGUUUGGCCAGGACAGGACCCCGGCGCCAGGCUGCAGUGGUAACGCCUGCACCACCCAGACCUCCUCGCCAGCCAACCCCAUGGGCCCCGGCCAGCUCUGAGCUGCUGCUGCCCCCCACCUGCUGCUGCGGCUGGACUGGAGAGCGGGGAGCCCCUGGCGGGGACACGCAGGGCCAAUGGGCAGGCUGAGUGGGGCUGCCCCCAAGUACUGACUGGAGGGGUGAGAACCCAGCGCUAGGCUGAAAUCCCCUGGAGGCUGGAGUGCCAGGUGACCUGCCACGGGGGCAGCAUGGGACAGGUACCAGCCCCACUCUACACCCCCUGCUCUGCCAGCACCAGCCCCUCCCGCAGUGAAGGUGCCCAGGGGGCUGUGAUGGGGCGACAGGUCGGCCCCAGGAGCCCAGCCGCAGAGAGGCUGGUCUGCAGGCUGCAGCCGCCUCCCCCGGCCCAGCUGGCUCUUUAACUGGCACUGCCCUGGGAGUCGCUGGGGUCGCUGGGUGCCACGUGCUGAGGGGGAGCAGAACCAGCAGGAAGCACAUGGGCACUGUCCUUUCCUGGGGCAUCACCUCUUCCCUGCUACUCUCCCCCUAAGGGAGCCCCCUGCCCCGCCCCGCGCUCCCCUUCCUCCACAGUUGCUGGAGUCUGCUCACCCCAUGGAAUUGAGGCUGUAAAACCUGGUAGCACUCUCCCAUGGGCCACCCCCAAACCCAGCCAUGCCCACUCAUGAUGUCAGACAAGCCACCACUCACAGGGCAGUUCCUCAUCGCGUGAUCACCAUUCAUCCUUCUGGCUGGCUUUGAGCAGCAGCAACUUAGUGAACGGUACUGACAUUUGACUAGUCUUCAUUAGGUUUCAGAGGUAACACGACAUUGAGAUGACCAGAGCACUUCACCCCUCUCAGAGCUGCUGUUUCAGUCUCUCUGCAGACUCCGGCAGAGCUCACAGCAUCAGUGACACUUGGGUCAUAUUUUGAAGGGUUUUGUCACAAUCAUAAGGGCUAGAGAUUUAAUUUUGGGGGGGGCCUCAGGUUUUGGGGACCCCAGCUUGAGACACCUCAUUUUCCAGGAAGUGCUGAGCCCCCAUCCUGUGAAAAACGGCUCAGGCUGAGCCCCUGAAAACGGAGAUGCCCCCAAAUCACUAGUCACUGCUGAAGAGCGGGCUUGAGAGCGUAGCCUGGGGCACACAAACACAGGAACCAGACCAGCCCCCCCCAGACACUCUCAGAGCUCACCUUAGGCCCUGAGCUGGCCCAUGGGCUCUGCGUGGCUGGGGGGCAGGGGCCCAUGUAGUAAUCAAGAGGGCUGUGAGGUGAGAGCCCGUGCCCUUUGUGCGCCCUGACUGUGCAGCACGGCUAGGCCAUAGGGUGGGCUGGCGCCUUGGCAUGGCUGGAGAAGUGAGACCUGCCCAGGCAGGGCAGAAUGGCUGGCUCGGCCCCCAGGGAAGCACUGCACCGGUGGGUGCUGCUGGUUGAGUUCACAGCCAGGCAAGGGCUGGUGGCACCAAGGCCGUGCUGGCCAAGCCGGCGGUAUCUGGUAGCGCUGGCACAAGGGGCUGUCCCACCAUGCCUGCCUGCCCUCUCCCCCACCGCCCCGUCACUUUACCAAACAGCUAGGAAAUGAGCUCGGGUACACGGUGUUACUGGCCCAGCCAGGCGAGCUGGGGUCAUCGCCAGCGGGCCCUGCAGGCGCAGAGGCUCCCAGGAGGCUGAUGGGCGCAAUGCCUUGUGGUACAGAUGGGCUAACUCCGAAGCUGCUUGGCGCGCCGUGAGCCGGGUGACGAGCUGCCCAUGCGAGGCAGCCCGCAUGGCUCGCUGGGUUCCCGGCGCUGCGGGCCUCUGGCCGGCUGUUUUCCUGGGGACAGUUGUGUUGUCACGUUACCCUGCCACUGGCCCUCUCAUGUCAUUGUAACCGGGGAAAAGGACUGCCCUCUCCCCGUUCCAGACCUACCUCCGGCCCCCCAUGGCCCUGCACUCAGGUGCCUACUGUCGACUCAAGCAGCCCUUGCUGGCUGUUCACCUCCUGGCCGUCCUUGUAGGGGAAACCCUCUGAACCAUGUGCCGAGGAAGUGCCCAAUGCCCAAUGCAGUGGGAGUGACUCGGAGCCAUGAGCCUGGCAUCUGCUGGCGUUUGCACUGGCUGGAAUGGUGCCGAGCUGCUGCGAGAAGGGUCCAGCCGCGUGGCUCGGGAAACGGCACUAGGCUGGAGUGGGGUGGUAACACUGGCUGUGGGGCGCAGCUAGUGUCUCCUACUCCAGGCCCUGCCAGUCUCAGCCCAGGGGCUGGAUGGCUGGGGCAGGAGUAGGGGCUGGGGAGUGUUCACAGCUCCCUUGCCUGGCCACCCCUCUCCCAGCAGGGGGCACUGUAAAGAGCAGGGUAGGAGUGCUGACAGAGGGGGGGCAGUCCCGGUUCUCCAACCUCUCCCAGCAGGGGGCACUGUAAGGAGCAGGGUUGGAGUGCUGACAGAGGGGGGGCAGUCCCGGUUCUCCAACCUCUCCCAGCAGGGGGCGCUGUAAGGAGCAGGGUUGGAGUGCUGACAGAGGGGGGGCAGUCCCUGUUCUCCAACCUCUCCCAGCAGGGGGCGCUGUAAGGAGCGGGGUAGGAGUGCUGACAGAGGGGGGGCAGUCCCGGUUCUCCAGCCUCUCCCAGCAGGGGGCGCUGUAAGGAGCAGGGUAGGAGUGCUGACAAAGGGGGGCAGUCCCGGUUCUCCAGCUUCUCCCAGCAGGGGGCGCUGUAAGGAGCAGGGUAGGAGUGCUGACAGAGGGGGGCAGUCCCGGUUCUCCAGCCUCUCCCAGCAGGGGGCGCUGUAAGGAGCAGGGUAGGAGUGCUGACAGAGGGGGGGCAGUCCCGGUUCUCCAACCUCUCCCAGCAGGGGGCGCUGUAAGGAGCAGGGUAGGAGUGCUGACAGAGGGGGGGCAGUCCCGGUUCUCCAACCUCUCCCAGCAGGGGGCGCUAUAAGGAGCAGGGUUCGAGUGCUGACAGAGGGGGGGCAGUCCCGGUUCUCCAGCCUCUCCCAGCAGGGGGCGCUGUAAGGAGCAGGGUAGGAGUGCUGACAAAGGGGGGCAGUCCCGGUUCUCCAGCUUCUCCCAGCAGGGGGCGCUGUAAGGAGCAGGGUAGGAGUGCUGACAGAGGGGGGGCAGUCCCGGUUCUCCAACCUCUCCCAGCAGGGGGCGCUGUAAGGAGCAGGGUUCGAGUGCUGACAGAGGGGGGGCAGUCCCGGUUCUCCAGCCUCUCCCAGCAGGGGGCGCUAUAAGGAGCAGGGUUGGAGUGCUGACAGAGGGGGGGCAGUCCCGGUUCUCCAGCCUCUCCCAGCAGGGGGCGCUGUAAGGAGCAGGGUAGGAGUGCUGACAGAGGGGGGGCAGCCCCAGUUCUCCAGCCUCUCCCAGCAGGGGGCGCUGUAAGGAGCAGGGUAAGAGUGCUGACAGAGGGGGGCAGUCCCGGUUCUCCAGCCUCUCCCAGCAGGGGGCGCUGUAAGGAGCAGGGUUGGAGUGCUGACAGAGGGGGGGCAGUCCCAGUUCUCCAACCUCUCCCAGCAGGGGGCGCUGUAAGGAGCAGGGUUGGAGUGCUGACAGAGGGGGGGCAGUCCCGAUUCUCCAGCCUCUCCCAGCAGGGGGCGCUGUGGGGAAGGCUGCGAUAGCCGCAUCUAUUAGCAGCAAUGACAGAACGCUGCCCCGUGCCAUGACAGGCUCACGGGCGAGCACGUAGCUGCCAGAACCCUGAGGUCCUCCAGAGAGAGGUGCCAGGCAGGACGGCGCAGGCCCCACGUGGCCCGUACCCGGAGAGAGGGGGGAGGACAUAGGCCACAUGACCAGA
Messenger RNA from Chelonia mydas (Green sea turtle), 5283 nucleotides. RefSeq names its product purinergic receptor P2X 2 (gene P2RX2). The coding region runs from base 132 to 1577 and encodes 481 amino acids. Gene Ontology annotation, cellular component: nuclear inner membrane; plasma membrane. The record is from RefSeq and is a predicted model, not a curated record. NCBI's taxonomy places the organism in Eukaryota, Metazoa, Chordata, Testudines, Cheloniidae. Gene Ontology annotation, biological process: response to ATP; monoatomic cation transmembrane transport. Gene Ontology annotation, molecular function: extracellularly ATP-gated monoatomic cation channel activity; ATP binding; purinergic nucleotide receptor activity. The transcript has 12 exons.